AUGAUCUCGCCAAUGGAAACCCUUCACGAUGCACCAAGCGACGAGCUCGACCCGCGCGAAGGACUGAACAGCGAGGAAUUCUUCCCAUCCGAAACAGCUACCGCAGUCCCUUCGCUGAGGGCCGUCAACCAACAGUACAAGAGUAAAACAGAGCUUGCCGGCCUGUUCGAGAAGGAAGACAGCUUUCCACUUCCCGACGGUUACCGCCACGUAGGAGUCGUCUUUGAAGGCCUCACCGUACACGGAGCCGAUGCUGGCCUUCAACAUGUCGAGUCCUUCGAAGUCGCUUUGUUUCAGAUGGUCAACGUGUUCCGCUUCAUCAAGCAGAUAUUCAGCUUUACAACCGGACCGACCCGCCCGAUCUUGUCCGAUUUUUAUGGUCUUGUACCCGAAGGCGAGACUAUGCUAGUACUGGGACGUCCCGGAUCAGGAUGUUCGACUCUGCUCAGAGCGUUGGCAAACGUACGAGAGCCAUUCGUCAAGGUCGAUGGAGAAGUCUACUAUGCCAACAUCCCUGCAGCUGAUGCCAAAAAGUACCUGGACGGCGAGAUCAUCUAUAACACCGAAGAAGAUGAGCACGCGCCGGUCCUUACCGUCGGUCAGACCCUGGAGUCUCUGCUAGCCCUGAAACGACCGCACAACAUCAAGAUCAAGCAUUUCAGCAAGAACUUUACGGGCAGGAUCCUCGAUGCUUUCGGCAUGUCUCAUGUUCGAAACACACUUGUCGGAAACUCGUACGUCAGAGGAGUCUCCGGUGGCGAGCGCAAACGUGUGUCCCUCUCGGAGGGUCUCGCAACCAAUCCUGCGAUUGCGUGCUGGAAAGGCGCUAUUCGAGGGCUGGAUUCCUCUGUAGCUCUCCACUACUUCAAGGUGAUGAAAGAGCUCUCCCGAUCGACAGGAAUGGUCAACAUCAUUUCCACCUAUCAGACCUCUCAGCAAGCCUACGACUUGAUGGACCGGGUGGUCGUCAUCUAUUCAGGCCAUCAGAUCUAUUCUGGUCGAGCGGACCAGGCCGAGCAAUACUUUGUCGACAUGGGCUAUGACAAGAACCCUCGUCAAACGGUUCCCGACUUUCUGACAUCCGUCACUUCUGUAACCGAACGUCGAGUGCGACCUGGGUUUGAAGGUAGAGUGCCACAGACCGCAGAAGAAUUCGCAAGCUACUUCCAAGGGAGCGACCAUUUCCUGCGCUUACAAGAGGAAAUCAAGAUUUACAAAGCUCGACACGCCAAUGCAGACAAUGGAGAUGCCUUCAAGAUGAGCGUGAAGACAGCGAAACACCCAGGAACGGGUCACGCCACCGCCUUCCGAGUCAACUUUGCACAACAGAUUCUAGUCCUCUGUCGUCGUCAACUCCAGCUGUUGAACGCCGAUAGGUGGACGUUCGGUGCUCGCCUCGGAUCCAACAUCCUCCAAGCGACUUUGGUGGGAGCGAUCGCGUAUAAACCUCCCGACACCGCGAACGGUUCAUAUGCUAUCGCUGGAGCGUUGUUUUUUGUCAUUCUCUAUUACACCAUCUUCGCCCUCGGAGAGAUCCCGGCCACAAUCAACUCGCGACCCUUGCUGGUCAAGCAUCGGGGAAUGGGAUACUAUCACCCUGCCGCGCAUACUAUUGCUCAAAUCCUGACCGACAUUCCGGUAUACGUUUUCCAAACGCUGGUCUUCAGCGCCAUCUUUUACUUCCUCGUCGGAUUACAAUCGCCCGCCCAAUACUUUUUCACCUUUUUCUUCAUCAUUUUCACUCUGUACAUGUCUGUCUCCGCCAUGUACCGGAUGAUCAGUAGCUGGACACCCAACCUCUCCGUCGCGCUACGCUACGGAUGCAUGGCGCUGUCCGUGGUACUUACCACGGCAGGGUUCGUCCUCGCGCCGCCGAAUCAACUCGGCUGGAUCAGCUGGCUUCGUCGUGCGUCACCUGCCGCCUGGGCCUUUGAAGCUCUCAUGGCAAACGAGUUCCGCGGACGAACUCUGCGUUGUGCUCCGGAAGAUCUCAUUCCGAAUGGACCUGGGUACGGCGAUCUUCAGUAUCAGAUAUGCACGAUAGCUGGUGCAGUUCCUCAAUCCGAUACGGUAUCUGGUACCGCCUACAUGGAAGCUGUAUACGGUUUCCAGACAAGCCAUGUGUGGCGAAAUAUCGGAAUCCUCUGGGCCUUCUUCGCCAUAUACGUGAUGAUGAUCUUCAUCGGAUCCAGCCUUAUGGUUCGCGAGACUUCCGGCUCGGUCCGGAAGAUCUUCAAGAGAGGAGCUGUGGCUUCGGCAACGCCCCAAUCAGUCUCGACGACGCCCCGUCACGAGGGAUCCUCCGAAAAGGUGCGACCGGACCUGGAAAACCUUCCGGUGUUCACUUUCGAAGACGUGAGGUAUACGGUGCAGGUUGCGGGUCAGGACAAGCCUUUACUAAACGGGAUCUCUGGGCUGAUCCGACCAGGAUACCUCACAGCCCUAAUGGGUGCCUCGGGUGCCGGUAAAACCACCUUGUUGGAGACCAUUUCUGGCCGCAAGACGACUGGCAAGGUGGAAGGCUCGAUGCUUGUGGAUGGCCGGCCCCUCGACGGGUCCUUUUCGAGACGAACGGGUUUUGCGAUGCAGGCCGAUAUCCACGAGCCGCUAUCGACCGUCAGGGAGUGUUUACAGUUCUCCGCGGUCUUGAGGCAGGAGAACGACCGUACAAGGGAACAGCGUCUGGAAUUCGCCGAGAGCAUCAUCGAGCUACUCGAACUGGAGCCGAUCGCCGAUGCCAUGAUCGGAACUUCCGGGGUCGAUGGACUCAACGUGGAAGAGAGGAAGAGGGUGACGAUCGGAGUCGAGCUCGCUGCUGAUCCCGCAUCGCUGCUCUUCCUGGAUGAACCUACUUCCGGACUCGACAGUCAGGCUGCUUAUGAGAUCGUGCGCUUUUUGCGAAAGAUCGCGGCUUCAGGUCUAGCAGUCCUUUGUACCAUUCAUCAACCUUCAGGAGAUCUCUUCGAGAUGUUCGACGAGGUCCACCUCUUGAUGCGAGGGGGCAAGACGGUAUACGCCGGGCCGACGGGACCUCAAGCUCGGAUCGUCGGGGACUACUUUGCUCAGAGAGGCUGUGUGUGUCCAGACGAUGCCAAUCCGGCCGAAUUCAUCUUGGAGACCGUUUCCCCUGUCGGAGGCAGCUCGAUCGAUUGGGCGAAACUUUGGCAAGACAGCGAUCAGGCGCAGAAGAUGCUCAAUGAUAUCUCGACCAUUACGGGCCGCGGCAAAUCGAAUACCGAAGGUAGCUCGGCGACUCCCGUGAGAGUGACCCCGUUCGCGACUGGUUUCUCCACCCAAUUCAAGGAGCUCUUGCUUCGAAACGCCCGGGCGCAAUGGCGAGCCGGUAGCUUUUACGUCACUCAGCUGGUCAUCCAAGUCUACUUUGGCCUGUUCGUAGGGUUCUACUUUUACAAGCUCCAGCAUACACCUGGCAACAUGCAAUUCGCCGCCCUCGCGCUCCUCGUCGUAGCUCAAGGACUCCCCUGCUUGACGGUCGAUCUCGCUUGCAACAUGCUCGACAAGUUCAACCUCUUCCUAGCGAGAGAACGUCUGGGGAUCUACUCUUGGUAUGCCCUACUGAGCAGCUUGAUGGUGGUGGCCAUGCCUUGUCUGCUGGUUUCAUACAACUUGCUGUUCUUCUGCUACUACUGGACGCUGGGGAUGAACGGGACCGCUGCCGAUGGAGCGCUCGUAUGGUUGAACUGGAACGUGACGGCGUUUUUCACGUCGUCGUUCGCCAUGCUGAUCGGAGCGGUCUCGCCUUCGGCCCUGGCGGUCCCUUAUGUCAUCUCGCUCAUCUGGAACUUGUUCAAUAACCUGUCUUGGGCAUUGGUGGUUUAUGAGGGGAUGCCAUCCCCGUUCCAUUAUUUUUUCAGCUGGCUCUCUCCUCUUCGAUAUCUCUAUGGGUCUCUCUUCACGGCGACUCUGGGAGACCUCGCGUUGCAAUGCGUCGAGUCCGACCUGAUCACCUUCUCGCCCCCCGCCGGACAGACGUGCCUCGAAUACGCUGGUGCUUUCCUGAAAACCUCGGCCGGGUACCUCGUCAACAACGACGGUCUCACCAACUGUCUUUACUGCCCGAGCAGUUCCGGCUCGGACUAUAUCGAGAACCUCGGGUACUCCAACGAGACCAAAUGGAGGGAUUGGGGUAUAUUCGUGGUAUUCAGCGUUACGACCGUAGGUACGGCGUACUUGAUGGUUUGGUUCUUCAAGAUCCGUCCGCUCUACCGUAAAUGAGACCCAGUUUCAUUACUGCCGCGACAAUGCUGCUCGUAUGUUCGUGCUUGGCAGCAAGCAACGGGCAAUUAUAUUGGAUGAUGAUGUAUAGAAAUAGAUGGC
Messenger RNA from Filobasidium floriforme, 4338 nucleotides. RefSeq names its product putative ABC transporter PMR5. The record is from RefSeq and is a predicted model, not a curated record. Lineage: Eukaryota; Fungi; Basidiomycota; Tremellomycetes; Filobasidiales; Filobasidiaceae. Gene Ontology annotation, cellular component: membrane. Gene Ontology annotation, molecular function: ATP hydrolysis activity; ATP binding; ABC-type transporter activity. The coding region runs from base 1 to 4236 and encodes 1411 amino acids. The transcript is spliced from 9 exons. Gene Ontology annotation, biological process: transmembrane transport.